AUGGGUCUUAUGUCCGCCUCGUUCAUAAACCUUGGGAUUUGGCCGAUGAACAACUUUAGAGCGUUUACACCGCCCACAGGUGCCGCAGACGUAGCUGUUACUGAGUGUGAAGUUGGUGUUGUUGCCGUUGCUGUUGUUGUUGUUGUUGUUGAUGUGCCUCGUCCUCCGCGUCGUUCAUUUGAAGAGGAUGUGGUAGAGGAGGAGUCGCCUCAUUCAAUCGUCGUAGAGCACGGAGAAGACUCGCUUGCACCACGCACCACUGUUGAUGGCGAUGAUGAUGCUGCUGCCGCUGUUGCUGCUGUUGCUGCUGCUGCUAGUGCUGCUCAUCUUUCAGCUGUUUACGCUCCCAAUUUACUGAUUGGUUGA
This is a messenger RNA of Hydatigera taeniaeformis, 366 nucleotides long. NCBI's taxonomy places the organism in Eukaryota, Metazoa, Platyhelminthes, Cestoda, Cyclophyllidea, Taeniidae. The record is from the annotation of a GenBank genome assembly.